AUGGCGGCUCCGAGAGUUUCAGCGAUUUCAAGUUCGGAGUUGCACCUGCAACCAGAUGCAGAUGAGACGACUCUCGCCAAGCUAGGAUACAAGCAGGAGUUUCACAGGGAAUUCACUCCGUUAGAGGUGGCCGGCCUUGCAUUCAGCUAUGUUGGAGUGGUUCCUUCUAUAGUCUCCGUGAUCUUCUAUGCUAUACCAAAUGGUGGACCUUUUGCGAUGGUCUGGGGUUGGGCAAUUGCUUGCCCCUUUAUCAUGUGCAUCGGGUUGGCAAUGGCGGAGCUUGCAUCAGCAGCACCUACGUCUGGUGGUCUAUACUAUUGGACUUACUCGCUUGCUUCUCCAAGAUGUCGCAAUUUUCUGUCGUGGAUAGUUGGCUUUUCGAAUACCGUACAGAUCAUCACGGGAGUCGCUUCCGUAGGCUGGGCUUGUACAAUUCAAAUCACCGCAGCAAUCAAUAUUGCAUCCUCUGACCAGGCAUAUACGACUACCAGCUGGCAGCUCUAUGGUAUAUACGCAGCUCUGGUUUUGUCACAAGCUGUCCUCGUGAGCUUCGGUACCAAGGUUUUGGCAAGGCUACAGAGACUAUUCACGUUGGUGAAUGCAUCCCUCUGCUUCAUAAUCAUCAUUGCGCUUCCGAUCGCAACGCCACCAGAUUAUCGCAACAGUGCAAAUUUUGCGCUAGGGGAUUUCGCCAACUUGGACGGCUGGCCAUCUGGAUUUGCAUUUAUUUUGAGCUUAAUGGCUCCUCUUUAUACAAUAGGUGGUUUUGAUGCUAGCGUUCAUAUGAGCGAGGAGGCCUCGAAUGCUGCCACUGCGAUACCAUGGGCAAUAGUCAGUUCCAUUGCUAUAUCGGCCGUCCUUGGUUGGGGAGUUAACGUCUCCCUUGCCUUUUGCAUGGGAACUGAUGUCGGCAGCGUCUUCAGUAGCCCUAUAGGCCAGCCUAUGGCACAGAUUUUAUACAACUCGCUCGGGCAGAAAAAGGCCCUGGCUUUAUGGUGUCUCAUUAUUGUAGCGGAGUACAUGGUGGCAGCGAACUGCCUCCUGGUCGGCUCUCGCCAAUCGUUUGCAUUUGCUCGUGAUGGAGCCCUCCCAUUUUCACGGUAUUUAUACCGGAUCAAUCGUUACACAGGAACACCCGUCAAUACAGUUUGGUUCGACGCCAUCUCCGCUCUGGUAAUCGGACUUUUGUCGUUCGUAAGUACCGAAGCCAUCGAUGCGGUAUUCACAAUUGCUGUCACCGCAUCGUAUAUCGCUUACAUAACGCCGAUCACAACCCGCUUUGUGUUCAAGAAUGAUUUUAAACCCGGCCCAUUCCAUCUGGGGAAACUGAGCUUUCCAGUCGCUGUGAUUGCUGUUGUGUGGAUGCUCUUCAUGAUCCUAGUUUUCUUCUUUCCCGCGACCCCACAAACAACGGUACAACAGAUGAACUAUACGGUUGUGGUACUUGGAGGGUUCAUGUUUUUGGCAAUUUCCUGGUAUUAUUGUCCAGUGUACGGAGGCGUGCAUUGGUUUACUGGACCCAUAUCCAACUUUACGCCGGCCAUCAGAGGUGAAAACAUAGACGAGGAAUGGAUGUCGGAGAAGGAACAGCGUGAUGUAGAUGUCUCUGUUUCAGCGGUGGAUGUAUAA
Messenger RNA from Suillus bovinus, 1629 nucleotides. RefSeq names its product amino acid/polyamine transporter I. Lineage: Eukaryota; Fungi; Basidiomycota; Agaricomycetes; Boletales; Suillaceae. Gene Ontology annotation, molecular function: transmembrane transporter activity. The record is from RefSeq and is a predicted model, not a curated record. Gene Ontology annotation, cellular component: membrane. The coding region runs from base 1 to 1629 and encodes 542 amino acids. The transcript has 15 exons. Gene Ontology annotation, biological process: amino acid transport; transmembrane transport.